Molecule: messenger RNA, 1896 nt
Organism: Pestalotiopsis fici W106-1
Lineage: Eukaryota; Fungi; Ascomycota; Sordariomycetes; Amphisphaeriales; Sporocadaceae
Exons: 5
Coding region: 1-1896 (631 amino acids)
Biological process (GO): transmembrane transport; carbohydrate transport
Cellular component (GO): membrane
Molecular function (GO): carbohydrate:proton symporter activity
Source: RefSeq, a predicted model, not a curated record
AUGAAACCAUCUCAAGUUGUCGUCGGAGAUGACCACCUAAAAGUCUUCAAGUUAGACGACCCCAACACAAUCGACUUGAUUCAACGUGCAAAGGAGAGCGACACAUACGAUCGGAAUCUAACGAUUCGUCAAGCUCUCAAGAAAUACAAGGUAGCUGUUUUUUGGGCAAUGUACAUGUCAAUGGCGCUUGUCAUGGAAGGUUUUGAUGCAAACAUGCUGGGCUGUAAGAUGAGUUCAUUUUAUGGCCGGACACAGUUUCUAGAGCGCUUUGGCGAGUAUGAACAUUCUACCGGCAGGCGCUACAUUUCAGCAGCAUGGCAGUCUGGCUUGUCCAAUGCUUCUGCGGUCGGUCAGUUGUUUGGCCUUGCGAUCAAUGCCUACUCACAGGACAGGUUUGGCGCCCGAAGUACUAUUAUGGUCUUCAUGAUUUGGAUGGCAGCAGGUAUUUUCAUUCCUGUUUUCACGCCAUCCCUGAUUGUACUGGCUAUUGGGGAAUUCAUGUGUGGAGUCCCAUGGGGGGUAUUUCAAACGCUCAGCACGACUUACGCUUGUGAACUGGUACCCGCCAUGCUUCGACCGUUUGUCACUGCUUGGGUUUAUUGGAAUUGGGGAGCUAAAGCUGCCUGGUUCUUCGCUGGAACAAAUUUGAUUUGCAGUAUUUGGUGUUGGUUCCGUCUGCCAGAGACGAAAGACCGUACAUUUGGCGAGAUUGAUUUAUUGUUCGACAAAAAAGUUCCAGCUAGGAAAUGGAGGACCACUCGAGUCGAUCGCGUUUUGGAACCCAGAACGAUUGACGAAACCCUGGAGAAUCUCCAUAAGCACAGAUGCGUCGACCCCGAAUUACCAGAUUUCUCAGUUGCGAUUAUUAUUCAUCACAUUAUUCAAUGGAACUGGCAAGUAGAGCGAUAUUACACCAACCCCCUGUCUCAGUGGAAUCCAAAGGAAUAUGGUCAUGGAAGCAGCAAACCGCGAAAUUAUGUGUCACCUACUCACUAUCCAGCUGAGAUUCCUCAAAUUGCGGAUUGGAGGAAUAGCGCUUGUGACUGUCUAGAUGUGCUCCACUGGAACGCCGUCAGCGACUCGGCCAAGACGGGAGAUUUCGAGGGUUCGGUGUUUCUGUAUCUACACCUGGCUCGUCUCGUUUUGCUGACUCCGUUCAUGGAGCUUAGAACCUUGUUUGAAAGCUUCAAGUCGGGUGAGGCGUCCGCAACACAGUGUUUUGGACAUGCUUCGAGACCCAAAUGCGAGCAGAUAGCAUGGUGCUGGUUUGAUCGCGACAGGUACAAGUGCCGCCUGGCAGUACUUCAUGCGGGUGCCAUUUACUGGCAUAUUCGAAGGUAUCCCUCUGAUACCAUGCUCCAACCUUUCUCAAUGUUCAUGGCCACCGUGGUCCUGUGGGCCUAUGCGCUAUGUUGCCGAGCGGCUGCCUCAAAAGGCUCUCCUUUGGCCGUGUCGAUACCAGCAGAACACUCCGACGUGUCCAGGCCUAUACCAGGGGGCCUGCCAGGUGAAAACGUCGACCCAGACGAGCCUUCCCGUGCGGUGUGCUCCCCUGCUACACCCAGUAUCCGCAAUGGUCCCCCCUUUGAGAACCGUCCAAGAGAGCAAAGGCGGAGCGCAGAAGACUCCCACAACCUUGCAUCUGAUGAUGCCUUGGAGUCACGCUCUCAGUUGCCCAACUUCAUGCAUAUCGAGCGGCCGAUUGAUGACGAUCUAGUCCAAAAUUUCAUACAAUCGGCCGAAGGAAUACAGGUAUACAUUGAAGGCGUCGGUGACUUGUCUUGUGUCGAUUCGAUGCGUGUCAUCCGAGAAGGCGCACGGAUUCUGAAGAGGCGAUGUGGGCAUUGGGGCACAGCUUUGAAGUUUCUGUGUGUCCUUGAAAGCGCUUCUCGAUAA